Molecule: messenger RNA, 1704 nt
Organism: Emericellopsis cladophorae
Lineage: Eukaryota; Fungi; Ascomycota; Sordariomycetes; Hypocreales; Bionectriaceae
Exons: 7
Coding region: 1-1704 (567 amino acids)
Source: RefSeq, a predicted model, not a curated record
AUGUCGCCUCCUCACCGCUCCCUCCGCGAUGCAAACGAGUACACCACUCACCAUGCCGACUUCGUCGAGCGCUUCACCCAGCGCGAGAAGCAGCAGCGGACAUGGAAGAUCAACUCCGAGGGGACGUCGUGGGAGUACUGGCGGCAGUACAAACAGCUAUACAGCAGCGUCACAGGCAAGUACGUGGACAGGAACGAUAGUAGAGAGGUCCUUAAGUGGCACGAUGCCUAUCUCGUUCCAAAGUACAGCUUUCGACCACCCAACAUCGACGGGAAGCCGGUGCUGGGCCCAGAUGAUUUACUCGUCCUGCAGACGUUCAACAUCGCCUACGAUACAGGUAUCUUCACACUCGAGCGACAGCGGAUCCAGCUAUCGGGGUCAUAUCUCAUUCUCGGGUGCACAGGCGCCCGACCGGCCGAAGUCGUGGAUAAUGAGAAAAACAAACCCAGGGACGGAUCAUGGGAAGAACUUUGGGGCGGCCAAGCCAGCUUGCAGGACGACGACGCAGAGGCCAAGUCUACCGACGAGGUCCCUGAUAAGAACUCCAGGCUGCUGGAAGAUAUUCUCUCGCAAGAAUCGGAGGGUCGCGGGCGGCCCAAGGCACUCUGCUAUAAGGACGUCUCUUUAAUAGUAGUACGUCACCCCGAUACUAAUGAGGACGUGCUGGCUAUGGCUAUCAAGUUCAUCCACCAUAAAGGUUCACAUAGCAAGCCCAAGCCGACCAUAUUCUUCUUCAUAGCUAUAAAGAGACUUAUAUUCUGCCCAAUCCUGGCCAUCAUCAGCCUUGCCCUCGACGACGAAGCCUUCGACGCUCCGAGCUUGACCACGGCCGAACGUGUCUUCCGAAUCAAGAGCCGAGGCCCCGUUCAGUGCACUCACUUACGGUGGAAGCAGAAGUGGCUGGAACGCCCGAUCUUCCGCGGAUUUGAUGGAUCAAGUACCUCCGAGGAGAAGGCGCUACCGUACUAUAAGCUAAGGGACGACAUGGAACGACAGACCCUAGACGCCGGGUUCGAAGAGCCUAUUGGGCCGAAAGGGUUCCGUCGAGGAGCCGCGAACGCGGCGAACGGAAAGGCGCCCAACGCCGUCCGUGAUCAAGUGAUGCGGCAUGACCCGAAAUGGGCAACGUUCAACAGCGCAUAUAUCAACGAGAAGGUCGAGUUCCAUCUCCAGAACGCUUUUCUAGACGAGCCAAUGGAAGACGGUCUAAUCAAAUUCUUCACCCAUAUCAGCAUUAUGCGGGAUCCUCGAGCAAGCUACGACAUGGUUCCCGAGGAGGUCUGGAGAACGCUGCCACCAGAUCCUGAUAUCGCUGCGCUCGAGGCCCAACGUGGGGUGCGGCGGCUCUCUAACAAAAUCCGCAACAAGCGUGCGCAGCGUAACAAAGCUCUUCGACAAGAGCAUAAAAAAUACUACUUUUACAACCGACCAACGUGGGAUAUUGAGAAACAAACAAUGAACGCUUUCGAGGACGACGAGGAAGAGGAAGACGGAGGAGCCGCCAACCAUAUUCAGCCACCCAUUGAGCUACGCAUACCUGAGCGUGCUCGGCUUGCCGAGAUUCUUUGUCAUCAUCCAGACAAUCUCAACAGGAUUGAACUCCGACGUCUUCGAAUUGAGGCUACCCAGCUCAUGACGGCUCUCUGCAGCAAGAAAGAGACUGUCAGGCAAAUCAUGUACAAACCAAGCACGGAGUUCGUCUAA